UUAGGCGCAACGACGUCUGGAAAAGGAGAACAAACGCAAGCAGAAAAUGGCCAUGAAAAUCACGGAAACGGCGGAGGAGAAGCGGGCUCGUCGCCUCGCAAAGAAAGAAAUGAAAGAGCAAGGUCGGAGACGCAAUAUGGGAUGGGAUGACGAGCACGCGGGCUAUACCAAUACUGACAAUCCAUUUGGCGAUUCUCGACUAUUGGAAAAAUUUACAUGGGGAAAGAAGAUGGAGAAGGACUCUCAAAUGAAGGGUCUAACAGCCGAAGAGAUCAUGGCAUCGGACGCAAGGCGUUUAGAGGAGAACAAGCAUGAGCUUGCAAAGGUCAAAGAAAGGCGUAUACAGAGAGAGAAAGAUAUCGAGGAUCGCGAGAAACUAAGAGAACUGGAGGCCAGAGAAGCUAUGUCCAGUGAGCUAGACCACUAUGCGGAAAAGGAAGAGGAGUUCUAUGUGGAGCAGGCCAAGAUGCGGAGUAUGAUCAGGAUAGAAAGCGGCAGACCCAAGCCGAUAGAUUUGCUGGUAAAGUAUAUAACUGUGGAUAUCGAUAGUGAUGAGGCGACCAUUGCUGAACCAUAUUUAGUGUUCCAGGGUUUGAGCUUGAAAGACUUGGACGAUUUGGAUGCCGACAUAGAAGUGUAUCUUGGCAUCGGCAAUGAUAUCGAUUUCUGGAGGGAUAUGUUGGUUCUGUGCAAGUAUGAGAUGGACACUCUGGCACAAAAGCAAAAGGGAAGCAAUAUCAACGAUUCUGUGCGCCAGGAAAUCAUGAAAGUGAUGUCGGGUAAGAGUCUACGAGAACUUAAACAACUGGAAACGCAAAUCGCACAGAAACUCUCUCAGGGUGGAGUGGUGGAUGUUGCGUUUUGGGAAUCGUUAAGAGAGCAUCUUGACGUUUACAAGGCCAAGGCACGUCUGGCGGAGAUGCAUGCCACAGUACUAGCGAAGAAGCUAGAUCGUCUGCAAAGCAUGGGACAGGAUGGCGCUGAAUUGAUAGCCAGCAACGCGCCAGAGGAAGCGCCACCAGCCGAAAAUGACGAGGACCUAUUGGGUGACGAAGAAGCAGAAGAUGAGGAAGAACCAGGAGUGGUAUAUGGACCCGAAGUCGAAGGUAUAUACAGUUUACCUGUGACCGAUGAUGAGCAAGACGCGAUUGAUCCUGAAACGGAAGAGGAAGCGUGGGAGAAGGAGAGACACAAACAAAUGGCAAUUCGCCUUGGUAUUCGACUUGAGGAAGAGGCCGUUGCUGGUGAGGUUCCUUCAGGUGACGCUCAAAAAGCACCAGAAACUGAUGAAUUCAUGAAGACGAGCACGCACGUGGAAGAGGGCGAUCUCAUUUUCAACGCUGAGAUGCCGAUCAGUGGCGAAACAUACGACUGGAGCGACAAGUAUAGGCCACGCAAGCCGAGGUUUUUCUCCCGUGUACAUACUGGUUUCGAAUGGAACAAGUACAAUCAAACGCACUACGACUCUAGAGAGAAUCCACCCCCUAAGAUUGUCCAGGGCUACAAGUUCAACGUGUUCUAUCCGGAUCUACUGGAUCGAUCCAAGGCUCCAACAUACAAGUUGAUACCUAUCCCAGACGAGCCAGAUUUUUGUAUCAUCCGCUUCUCGGCCGGGCCGCCAUACGAGGAUAUAGCCUUCAAGGUCGUCAAAAGAGAGUGGGAGUAUUCGCAUAAGCGAGGUUUUAAAUGUCAAUUUGACCGCGGCAUCUUUCAAGUUUGGUUCCACUUCAGGCGCAACCGUUACAGAAAAUAGAAACCUACAAUUCGUCGUUCUGUGCGCUGAUUUAUUUAUUUAUUUUAAAUCUUGCGUCACGUUACAUUGACUUGGAAGCGAUGAGUAGAACCUCCGACUUAUAAAUUUGGUUCAUUUGGAAUGACCUCGCAUCUUCAAACAGCCUCAAUAAAGAACCAACAAAUUCAAG
Molecule: messenger RNA, 1922 nt
Organism: Sphaeroforma arctica JP610
Lineage: Eukaryota; Ichthyosporea; Ichthyophonida
Exons: 12
Coding region: 47-1753 (568 amino acids)
Biological process (GO): mRNA cis splicing, via spliceosome
Cellular component (GO): spliceosomal complex; cytoplasm
Molecular function (GO): protein binding
Source: RefSeq, a predicted model, not a curated record